UAAGAGAUGAAGACCAAUUCACUCACUCCAUCUCUUCCCCUCCAAUUUCCAUCGCCGAUCAAACUUCCUCCGGUGACCGUUAUCCGAUUUCCAUCUUCUCUAAUUCCCAAAGCCAUAUCGAUUCCCACUCCAAACACCACCCGCAUAUCGAUCAACGACGACGAUUCCAUCGCAGCCUUCUGGGACUACCAAUUCCUCUUCGUCUCCCAGCGGACUGAGACGACAGACCCCACCGUCCUCCGCCUAGUCGACGGCGCCAUACCCCCCGAUUUCCCCUCCGGCACGUACUACCUGGCGGGACCGGGCAUGUUCUCCGACGACCAUGGCUCCACAGUGCAUCCACUCGACGGCCAUGGGUAUUUAAGAGCGUUUGUUUUCGAGAGGAAGAAGAAGGAGGUGGUUUUCAUGGCGAAGUACGUGAAAACGGAGGCGAAAAUGGAGGAGCAUGAUCUGGUGACCGACACGUGGCGGUUUACGCAUAGAGGGCCGUUCUCGGUUUUGAAGGGAGGGAAGAAAUUGGGGAAUACAAAAGUGAUGAAAAAUGUGGCUAAUACGAGUGUGCUGCGGUGGGGCGGCCGCCUGCUCUGCCUCUGGGAGGGCGGCGAUCCGUACGAAAUUCGGCCGGAGAAUUUGGAUACGGUUGGCAAGUUUUCUGCUGUUCACGGUGGCUGUGAUUGUGAUUCGCCGUCCCACGGCGGACCUUACGGUGCUGGGUUUUGGCGCUUUGCUGCGGAGCUUUUGAAGCCUGUGCUCUACGGAGUAUUCAAGAUGCCACCAAAGAGAUUGUUGUCUCAUUACAAGCUUGAUGCUCAAAGGAAUAGACUUCUCAUUAUGUCAUGCAAUGCUGAAGAUAUGCUUCUACCAACUAGCCAUUUCACAUUUUAUGAAUUUGACAGCAAUUUCAAGUUAUUACAGAAAAAAGAUUUGGUUAUUGAUGAUCACUUGAUGAUCCAUGAUUGGGCUUUUACUGAUACUCAUUACAUCCUCUUUGCUAACCGAAUCAAGCUCGAUGUCAUAGGUGCAAUGGGUGCUGUUAGUGGGAUAUCUCCAAUGAUAUCAGCAUUAAGUGUAAACACAAGCAAACCCACUUCUCCAAUUUAUUUGAUUCCAAGAUUUGGUGAAGAUUCAAACAGAAAUUUGAGAAAGGCUGUUGUUGAAGUUCCUUCAAGGCUUUGGCUGCUACACGUUGGCAAUGCCUUUGAAGUUAUUCAUGAAGAUGGCAACUUGGACUUCCAAAUUCAUGCCUCUGCUUGCUCCUAUCAAUGGUUCAAUUUUAAAAAAUUGUUUGGUUACAAUUGGCAGACUGGAAAACUAGAUCCUUCCAUUAUGAAUUUGAAUGAAUCCAAAAGUGAGUUAUUGCCUCGCCUAGUUAAGAUAUCCAUCAGUUUAAAUAAGAAUGAGAAGUGUGAAAAGUGCAGUGUGGAGCCAUUGAACCAAUGGACAAAAUCCUCAGAUUUUCCCGUGAUAAACCCUAAAUUCUCAGGGCUAAAACACAAUUACUUAUAUGCUGCAACUUCCUCCGGUUAUCGGCGAUCGCUACCGUCGUUUCCAUUCGAUAUGAUCGUGAAGCUCGACAUGGUAAUGAACACCGUCCGAACAUGGUCUGCUGGUAAUCGAAGAUUCGUCGGAGAACCGGUUUUUGUUCCCAAAGGAAAUGAAGAAGAUGAUGGAUAUCUUCUUGUUGUUGAGUAUGCAGUAUCAAUACAAAGAUGCUAUCUUAUUAUUUUGGAGGCCCAAAGAUUUGGAGAAGCUGAUGGAAUUGUAGCAAGACUUGAGGUCCCAAAGCAUCUUAAUUUCCCUCUUGGUUUUCAUGGUUUUUGGGCUGCUAAUGCAUAA
Benincasa hispida (wax gourd) is the source of this 1836-nucleotide messenger RNA. It is a transcript of the gene CCD7, whose product is annotated as carotenoid cleavage dioxygenase 7. Gene Ontology annotation, molecular function: 9-cis-epoxycarotenoid dioxygenase activity. NCBI's taxonomy places the organism in Eukaryota, Viridiplantae, Streptophyta, Magnoliopsida, Cucurbitales, Cucurbitaceae. The record is from RefSeq and is a predicted model, not a curated record. Gene Ontology annotation, cellular component: chloroplast stroma. Gene Ontology annotation, biological process: carotene catabolic process.